AUGUUGCUCGCCAGUCUGCUGACAAGACCGGCCCACUCAAUUAUCAACCAAUCGUUUGACUCCCGGCUCCGGGUCGACCACAUGCCCGUCAACGGCGACGGGUUCGGCGUGGGAUACUACACCCCAGACGAGGAGUCAGACAAGACGGUUUCGGGCACUCCUUGUGUGUACAAGGCGAUCACGCCGGCCUGGAACAACCAGAACCUGCAGAAGCUGGCCGAGAAAACAAAGUCGAAGCUAAUUUUUGCCCACGUGAGAGCGUCCACAUACGGCGUCCUCAGCGAGACAAAUUGCCAUCCGUUCACAUACCACCGGCUCAUGUUCAUGCACAACGGCGGGAUCUCCGAUUUUGGCAAGAUCAAGCGACUGCUCAUCCAGCACAUCGAGGACGAGUUCUUCCUUACGAUCCAGGGCUCUACCGACUCUGAAUGCUCGUUUGCCUUGUUUUUAGACUGUUUAUACAAGCUGGGGUACGACCCCAAGGAAGAGAAGCCGAUCCCGCAUUCCGCCCUCAGACAGGCUCUCGAAACCACCAUCCAGCUGAUCAAGGAGUGGGUCAAACAGGUGAACCCAACACAACCGGCCGAGCCGUCGCUCCUCAACUUCGCCGUCACCGACGGCGAAUCGAUCUGUGUUUCGCGGUACGUGAGCUCCAAAACUGACGAGGCAGCCUCGCUGUAUUUCUCCACGGGCUCCCGGUUCAUCGAGGUCGAGCCUUCCAGGUACAAAAUGGAACGGCUCGACCGGUCGCAGGAUAUCAUUAUGAUCGCCUCAGAACCGCUCACGUUCGAGAGAGGCGACUGGAUCUCUGUGCCGUCAAAUUCGAUCUUGACCGUCAAGGGCCAGACCGUGCUCCUUCACCCAAUCAAAGACGAGUAUUACCAGAGCGACCCAACAUACACCAGAUCGUCCGAGUUCGCGCAGAAAAAGGGCCUCAUGGGAACGUAUCCAAAGGCAGAGAUUGUCAACAACAACUUGCCGCCGCUGGAGAGAGAGGGAAGAUCGAGAUCCAUUGUCGCAUAG
Messenger RNA from Ogataea angusta, 1023 nucleotides. RefSeq lists its product as uncharacterized. The record is from RefSeq and is a predicted model, not a curated record. Bases 1 to 1023 code for a protein of 340 amino acids. The transcript has a single exon. Lineage: Eukaryota; Fungi; Ascomycota; Pichiomycetes; Pichiales; Pichiaceae.